AUGGCCUCCGCCGACGUCGCCCACACCCUAGCCUACGCCAAUCUGCUCGACGUCUUCAGCAACCGGGACCGCGAGUCGCGCCGCCGUGCCAUCCAAGAAACGUACCACGCAGACGUGACCUUCUACGAGCCGGACUCGGUCGUCACCGGCCACGACGGGGUCGACAGCAAAUGCGAGGAACUGCUCGGCGCGCGCAAGGGGUGGGGGUUCGUGCCCGUGGGCAACGUGCAGCGCAACCACGGCAUGGUCUAUCUCGCAUGGGGGUUUGGGCCGCAGGACACGGCGACCGGCGAGGUCGAGGUCAAGGUCAAGGGGGCGGAUGUGCUGAUGGUGGAGGAGGGCAAGAUCCGCAAGUUCUGGGUCAUUAUCGAGGGGGUGACGGAUUCAAAGUCUUCUUGA
This is a messenger RNA of Fonsecaea nubica, 399 nucleotides long. RefSeq lists its product as hypothetical. NCBI's taxonomy places the organism in Eukaryota, Fungi, Ascomycota, Eurotiomycetes, Chaetothyriales, Herpotrichiellaceae. The transcript has a single exon. Bases 1 to 399 code for a protein of 132 amino acids. The record is from RefSeq and is a predicted model, not a curated record.